CGCCUUCGGGGCCGGCUGGAGCUUGUGCUGCGCGGCAGGGCCCGGCGGCUGGGCCGGGGGUGCCGGGCGGGCUUCUCGGCAGCCGCCGCCCGGAGGCGUCCGGCCCGGGGCCUUGCCGGGUGCCGCGAUGGCGAAGGUCUCCGCGUCCACGCGCGCCCCGAGCAACCCCGUGGCGAAGCCAGGGCUUGUCACGAAGCUCGCUCGGAGGAAAAAUAAGAAAAAAAAGUUCUGGAAAAGCAACGCGCGAGGAGCAAGCGCGAAUCCGGGAAGCGCCGCCGGUGUUGCGGUGCGACCUCCACAGGCGCCGGAAGAGUUUUCUCGAAACUGGAAGGCGCUGCGAGAGCUGCUGAAACAAAAAUCACAGGCCCCAGAAAAGCCUCUUGAUACCUCUCAGAUGGGUUCCAAAAAGCAGCCCGAGAUUAUCCAGCGAAACAGAAAAGAGAUCUCAGAUAAAGCAAGGAGAGAUGAGAUGUCGACAGAAAAAGACCAAGAGGCCACCGGGGGCCCGAUUCCUGCAGGAUUCAAGGUGGGCAGGAAGGUGCCAGUACCUCCCAUGAAGGCCAGUGGAACAGAGCACAGUGAGAAGGGAACCAGGAAAAGGACAAAUGGUGACAUUUCUCAAAAACGAGGGGAUAUCAAGCAUAAGAAGCGGAAAGCUGAGGAGAAGGCAGCCUCGGCCCCGGCCCCACCCACCGAGGACGACAUCUGGUUUGACGAUGUGGACCCGGUGGAUAUCGAAGCUGCCCUAGGCCCAGAGGCAGCCAAGCUAGCAAGGAAGCAGCUGGGUCAGAGUGACAGCGGCAUCACCCUCGUGAAGGAGCAGGGCUUCGGCGGCCUGACGAAGGCCUUAGCCAUGGACUGUGAGAUGGUGGGCGUGGGCCCCCAGGGACAGGAGAGCGUCGCCGCCCGCGUGUCCCUCGUGAACCAGUACGGCAGAUGCGUCUACGACAAGUAUGUCAAGCCGACCGAGCCCGUGACGGACUAUAGGACCGCGGUCAGCGGGAUCCUGCCCGAGCACCUCACGCAGGGAGAAGAAUUUGGCGUUGUUCAGAAGGAAGUGGCGGAAAUGCUGAAGGGCAGAGUUCUGGUGGGACAUGCUCUGCAUAAUGACCUAAAGGUGCUGUUUCUUGAUCAUCCGAAAAAGAAGAUUCGGGACACACAGAAAUACAAACCUUUUAAGAGUCGAGUGCAGAGCGGAAGGCCGUCUCUGAAACUGCUUUCAGAGAAAAUCCUGGGGAUCAGGGUCCAGCAGGCAGAGCAUUGUUCAGUUCAGGACGCGCAGGCAGCCAUGAGACUCUACGUCAUGGUGAAGAAGGAGUGGGAGAGUAUGGCCGGGGACAGGCGCCCCCUAGCAGCUGCUCCAGACAGCCACACCGACGACGCCUAACAGACCCUGCCCUACUGCCAGCGCCACCCCUCCCACUGUCCUGUGGUGGCUCCUGAUCCCGAGGCAAUGUGACCAAAGCGCGAGGACACAGCAGGGCCCCCCCAGAUCAGCCGCCCUGCUGGAGCACGGCACACACGGUACUGCGCACUUCCUCCUGCUCCCCUGGGUCCGACAUGACCUGACCGCUGCGUGUGUGCUGGGCCAGGACGGCGGGGAUGUAGCAGGGGAGGAAGUUGGCGGGUUGGCGACACCACCGUCUGCUGAGCACCAGAGCAAGAGUGGGACGUUCGUUGUGGGCCUGCCCGUCUGCUGUUGCCCAUCCAAUGGGCUUCGGUGGGAUGCACCCCGGGUCCGAGGGCGGAACGCACCCUGGGUGCUCAGCGGCUUCCUCUGAGGAGGCUCUUUUUCCUCUGUUGCCUGGGAGAUGUGAUGAGCUCUGCUGGACUGGAGGGACCCAGGCCAGGUCUGCAGUUAGCUACUGAGACGCGGCCAGCUGGUACAGCAGUUGCGUCACUGGGGGGCUUCCUGUGGCCGUUUGGACUUUGAGAGGCUUUCUGGGGGUGGGUGUUCCUUUCUCACUCCCGUGUAUCUACAUUGGCCCAGGGUUGGCUGGUGGGUGAGCGCCCCACAGGAGCCCCUCCCCACGGCGUGACAACACGCAGAGCCUCAGUGCCCUGGAGGUUGGUGGAGCUGCUGACCUUGGCCUUGUUGCACUCGAAAAGCCGCCUGAGCGCUCGUGGGCCAGUUGCACUGACACGUGAAUAAAGCCUAGCGCUUUCUUGAGUUGCCCAACAGCGGCACAGGAGCAGU
Propithecus coquereli (Coquerel's sifaka) is the source of this 2197-nucleotide messenger RNA. RefSeq names its product REX4, RNA exonuclease 4 homolog (S. cerevisiae) (gene REXO4). The coding region runs from base 128 to 1387 and encodes 419 amino acids. The transcript is spliced from 8 exons. Gene Ontology annotation, biological process: DNA catabolic process; rRNA processing. The record is from RefSeq and is a predicted model, not a curated record. Gene Ontology annotation, cellular component: nucleus. Gene Ontology annotation, molecular function: nucleic acid binding; 3'-5' exonuclease activity. NCBI's taxonomy places the organism in Eukaryota, Metazoa, Chordata, Mammalia, Primates, Indriidae.